Messenger RNA from Podarcis muralis (Common wall lizard), 4659 nucleotides. The record is from RefSeq and is a predicted model, not a curated record. Lineage: Eukaryota; Metazoa; Chordata; Lepidosauria; Squamata; Lacertidae.
GAGACAAAGCCUGAAAGUUCAGAUCAAUGCAACUGGUGAUGCAGUGUGCAUGAGAUACAUUCGGCCCAGUCCAAGCACCAAACUGGAAGGCUUCAUCUUGGGGUACGGCAGCAGCUUCUUCUCUAACCAGUAUAUUCCUCUGCCAUCAGAUGGGAAAUCUUACAUAACCGAAGUUGACGCAGAGCCAAGAUACUUGAUUGCAGUGAGGCCAGCACCUGUUCCAAAUUACAAGAAACCCUGCUCAGGUAAAACGAAUACACCAAAGCCCCUCCAGCUGGUAAUAGGCACUUUAACUCCAACUUCGGUCUUCUUGUCCUGGGGGAUCUUAGUCAACCCAAAGCAUGAUUGGACCACAAUGAAUAACUGUGCAAAUGACAGGUUUUAUACAGUCCGCUACAGAGAAAAGGACAAGAAUAAGAAGUGGGUUCUCCAGCUUUGUCCAACAACAGAAACUGUGGUGGAUAAUCUGAAACCCAACACAAUUUAUGAAUUUGGAGUGAAAGACAAUACAGAUAAUGGGGUCUGGAGCAAGAUUUUCAAUCACAAAGUGGCUGUGCCUGGUAAAAAUAAAGAAAAUGGACAACUCCAGAAUAAUUACAAAAUACCAAGAAUCCCAACUCAGUUUAUACCAGCAGAUUCAAAAGUUCAGCUUCCUUACACAAUAAUCAAACAAGUGCACCUUAUUGUACCAGAUUUCAAUGGAACCCGACAGAAACUGCCAUCACUGGAUAUCUCUGAAAGACCAGAGAAAAAACCGGCUAAGAAUGAAACCCAGGAAUGGCCUGCGGAAUCCAAGACACCAGAAGUACAAGAAAUCUCUCCCCAAUCCCAGCCUGCUAUGACUGAACUAGACUGGGGAAGCAGCAAACCUACAGCUGCCAGUGCCUCAGAAGAAACAAAGAGCUCUCCAGCUCAUUCUGAAAGUGAACCAGAAUCCUCAAAACUAAAUAAAACUCCUUUGGCUAAAUUGCCACUUGACACACUGGCUCACACUGAAAGGGAAGUGGAGUCUUCAAAACCUUUGGUUGAAUUGCCACUUGACACACAGGAUAAAUACUCUGUACAUAGUAUUUCUGCUGCAGACACAGGGCUGCUGAAGGCUACCUCUGCUCCACACGAGUUGCCAGAAAUUCCUAAAACUAAAAUACCUCACACACUUCAAAUGCCCACGGAAAUAUUGGCUUCAAGUGAAAUGCAGCCAGUUCCUUCAGCACCCCAGCCACCUGCUCCAAAAGCUACACCAACAAGGCUGGUUUUCAGCAAAACACAACCUGGUCUUUCAAGCCCCAGAAGAUCUGAUGAGAUUGACAUAUCAGACUCCGAACGAGCAGUAACAAAUGAACCCACCCUGGAAUCUUUCACACCAAAAACAUCCAAGCCUCUUGACUGGCCAAAGACACCACAGGGACAGGUUCCAGAAGUCAAGCAUCGUGUUUCGAGUCCUAAGCCAACCAUUGGCCCUCAUGUGCUGCAUACUAAACCUGAUAUGAAACCUGUUGCACAUAGAACUGAGCCACCCAAGUCUGAACUAGUACCAUUUAUUACGGACUUGGACUCAAUUAACCUCCAUAUUCAUGUUUUCAAUGGUCCCAAAGCUACUCCGGAAGAAAGAGACCCUGUGCCUUCCAGACCAAAAACUUGGCUCAGCCCUGAUGUGCCCCAGACCAAGCCUGACAUGGAAGCAGUUACUUUUAGAACUGAACAACCAAAGUCAACAAUGGUUCCUAAAGAAACUCGUCGUGUCCCUGCCAGACCAAGAACAUCUCCCAGCCCUGGUUUAACAACAACCAAGCCUAGUCAAAAAGGGAGUCGCCGUGUUCCACCCAAGCCUAAAACGUCACCCAGCCCAAAAACACCGCAUACAAAACCAGUUCGAAAGGAAAUGCAGCCUGUUCCUUCCAAAUCUAAAAUCUCUUCAACCACAGACACACCACAGACUGGACCUGCAGAAAUUAUUCCAUUCUCUCAAGGUCCUGCCACCACCAUCAUACCUCAUGUUCCUGAAAAGGCAAAGGCAAUGCCGGCUUCAACAGUAGAACAGUUCAUUCCUAAUAAAUCAAAACCAACUACCAGGCCAAGAAUGCUAGAGACCAAACCUGCAGUACACCGAACAACCCCACAACCACUUAUAAUCAAACCUACCAUAUCAUCUGAACGACAAAAGUCAACUAUGGCUCCAAAAGAAACACGGUUUAUUCCUCCUAAACCCAAAACAUCUGGCAAACCAGAAGUACCCCAGACAAAACCUGCACCAAUUGCAACGGACCUGGGGUCAAUUAAUCUCCACAUUCAUGUUUUCGAUGGCUCCAAAGAUACUUUGGCCUCAUCCAAGCCCUACAGAGGUGUAACAGCAACUGAAAGUCCACAUUUGAAAACUGGAGCACCACAUAAAGUAUACUUCACUACUGCAAAACCCAAGAUGACUGAUAAGUCACAGACCAGACCUGUUGUUGGUAAAACAACACCAGCCCCUGGCAGAACAAGAACAUCUGGAGGCUUGACGUGGGAUAAAGUACCAAAAGGCGACAAACUAAUAGACCAGGAUGCUGCUAGGCUUCUUAGUACAAGCUCUAGUACGGGUUCAAACACAUCAGUGCAUUCCUCAGUCGCAAGAAAGAAACCAGACCCUGUAGCUACACCACCUGACUCUCCGCGACCUCCCUUAGCUCCUGCCAAGCCUACACCAAUGCGAAGAAAACCUUUGCCACCAAACACGGUGACCGGUAAACCUGGAGGUUCAGGAAAUGUCUUGAUGCCACGAGCCUCUUCAUCUUCCACAGCAAAGCCUACAGGGCCAGCAGCUCAUGGGAAAACAAGCUCACAUAAAAAACCCCCUACAGCAUCAUCAUCUCCAGAUUAUAGUAAUAGAACUUUGUUCAAUUCACAGCCUACAUCAGAUACUGAUGCUUCUGGCAAACGAAGGUUCACAGGUGAAGGUGUGUUGUAUAUAAAGAAACCAGAAGAUGUGCCAUGCUCCAUCACAGACACGCUCCAAUACUUUCCAACGGAAGAGGGGGACAGCACAGAGGUACCUACUAGCCCUCCACGAAAGCCUCCUACCAACCUCACUGUGGUAACUGUCGAAGGCUGCCCAACCUUUGUCGUACUGGAUUGGGAAAAACCACCAAAUGAAACUGUUACAGAAUAUAGAGUUGUAUCGACUGAAAAUGGAAGCCCUGCAGGAAAGGACAAGACUAUUAUAACGACAAAUCAAACUCAUUCUACUGUAGAAAACCUGAAACCUAACACGAGUUAUGAAUUUGUUGUGAUACCUAGCAACCCCCUUGGUGAAGGACCGAGCACCGAAUCAAAGCCAUUUAAAACUGAAUCAGCGGACCCAAGAGUGACUGAGCCAAUUUCAAUGGGAAAAGAUGCCAUCUGGACUCAAAUCAAAUUCAAUUCUGAUUCCUAUUCUGAAUGCAAGGGGAAACAGUUUGUCAAGAGGACUUGGUACAAGAAGUUUGUUGGUGUACAGUUGUGCAACUCCCUCCGAUACAAAAUUUACCUCAGCGAUUCACUUACAGGUAAAUUUUACGACAUAGGAGAUCAGAGGGGGCAUGGAGAAGAUCACUGUCAAUUUGUGGACUCGUAUUUAGACGGAAAAACAGGGCCACAUGUUCAGUCGGAUCAACUACCUACCAAAGAGGGCUUUUUUAGAGCGGUGCGACAGGAGCCGGUCAAGUUUGGGAAAAUAGGCGCGGAGACGCAUACUAACUACGUCCACUGGUAUGAGUGUGGAGCAACAAUACCUGGAAAAUGGUAGAGCAAGAGAUAAGACAAAUGGCAGAGCAAAGGAUGAUACCAAAUGGCUGCAAUCCAGCUAUGGCUAAGCCAGGCAAGCUGAGAGAUGGAAAUGUGUUGUGGUGUAGUAUUGUUCAUUCUGAAAUCUAACAAUACUGUGUUAACUGUUUGAUAGCAUUGGCUGCUUAAUUAUAGUUGUCCAGAUUUAUGGAUCUGUUGUAGGAACUUAGAACAUGUCAUAAAAUACUUGGGAAGCUGGCUCCCUCUUAAGUCUCUUCUGGUGCCCUCUACAUAUUUUGAAAGAUGUAGUUUAUUAUUUAUCAUUGUUUGAGGCACCUUUUAUGGAAAAGUAUGUAUUCUGAAUUUUAUUGAUGCAUACUGCUGAAGUCCGUGUUCUGAUUUAUUUUUCAACUCAUUUAAGUUAUUCUGUCAGGUUAGCUUUUCUGCUACUUUAUAUGCCCAGGCUGCAAAUAUACAGUUCUCUAUUUGAACACUCUGGAAAGCUAAUGAUGCUCUCUGUACAGCUCUGUACUCAGAUAGCCUGUGUUUUUAAACAUGGCAGCCACAUGCCAGAGAACCAUUUGACUGAGCCCAUGUCAAUAAUCGUUCUGCCAUUUGCAAGUGUGGCAAAAUGCUCACCACUUGGCCUGAGGUAGAUUGGAUGCCUGCAUCAUUUUGUGGAGAACUCACCUAAGGGUAGGUUUUAUUCUCUAUUCCUUUUAAUUUUGUAUGUCCAACAGGACUUUGAUUUGGCAAAAGCAGGUUACAGCUUGCUUGUAAGACCUGCUCCUCAAGACACUUGUCUUGCAUAGAUGGAGCUAACUAUUGAAGGGACUGUAUACACAUGCUUCUAUGGUGCUUUUGGAGUAACUGGAAGCUAUGUCUCUGCAGAUUAUUGCCUCUCUAUAGUGGAUUGAU